AUUGUCGACGUCGGUAGUCUGUGCAGCACACGAUUCGCGGAUGAUCGCACCCUGCGCUCUCGGUUCUCAUAAUAAUAAUCGUGAAAAAUAAAAGUGCGCCGUUUAUGGCCAGUGAUUUUUGACGCCCGGAAGUACUACAAUAAUUUUUUUAUGGUAUCGGAUCAAGAAAUAAUUAUUUAACGCGCCCGCCACAAUGGAGCACACCGUCAAAUAAAAAAGAAAAAAUCUUAUUCCAAACAUAAACACUUUCAAGAAAAUGUCAUUUGCCUAGUCAAAGUAGAAUAAAUCCACUCAUAUGCACAGAGACGCUCCGUACGUCUUCAGAGAUUCAGUAAAAUUACGUCAAAAACUUCUACAGAGAACCACUACGUACUUUAAAGUGGUAGAGUUUGUUAAAAAGGACGCGAUACGGUAUUUCACGUAUGACUACGAAAUACACCAAUCAUAGUAUAAAAUAUUAUGAAUAUAUUCAUAGGUAACUGUUAUCAUUCGAAAAAUCUGGUUAAAUUGAAAUUUCUUUGACUUACCAUAGACAAUAAAAGGUAUAAUUUUAAGUAGAUAUCGUAGCCGUAAAUAAUUCAGAAUUUAAAAAAAAUCGUCAAUAGAUUUGCCUUUGGAAAUUUCAAAUAAGGAAUCCAAGAUGGCUGCAAAAGCAGAGCCGAUAGGGCCGCGAAAUGGACACGAGUUGGCGCCAUUGAACACUCGCGCUGACGGGUCAGAAAGGCCCCAUGGGGUGACCAUAGUGUUACAAGGGUCUAGGGGGUCCCUUCAGAGACCUGAGCCUGGAGAAGACAGAGCGGCGUGGUCAGGCAAGCUGCAGUUCUUCUUGUCUAUUAUCGGAUACUCUGUGGGGCUGGGAAACAUCUGGCGGUUUCCGUAUCUGUGUCAACAAAAUGGCGGAGGCGCUUUCCUCAUCCCGUUUGCCAUCAUGCUAGUGCUGGAGGGGAUCCCUCUCUUCCUGAUAGAGAUGGCGAUCGGCCAGAAGAUGCGUCUGGGCUCUCUGGGCGUGUGGAACACCAUCCACCCGUGGCUGGGCGGCAUCGGGAUCUCCAGCUGUGUUGUGACGCUGUUCGUCGCGCUGUACUACAACGUGAUCAUCACCUGGGUGUUCUUCUACCUCUUCAACAGCAUCAGGUUGACAGCUGACCAGCUGCCCUGGGCGCAUUGCCCUCAAGACAACGGCACAGCUGAAGCAGAGUGUACCAAAGCGACUGCCACCGUCUACUUCUGGUACAGAGAGGCCCUGGACGCGUCGCCCAGUAUCGAGGAGCCGGGAGUGCCCCGGUGGUGGAUCGUCUUGUACCUGUUGCUCGCUUGGAUCCUUGUGUUCUUCAUUGUCAUGAAGGGGAUCCAGAGCAGUGGGAAGGUGGUGUACUUCACAUCUCUGUUCCCGUACGCUGUGCUGACCAUAUUCUUCGUGCGCGGCAUUACGUUGCCUGGCUCUGCUGAUGGCAUCAUACAUAUGUACAAACCUAAGCUGGAGAAGCUCCUCCAGCCAACAGUCUGGCUGGACGCGGCCACCCAAGUAUUCUACUCUUUUGGUCUCGCGUUCGGUUCACUCAUCGCCUUCGGUUCCUACAACCCGCCUAACAAUAAUUGUGUCCGCGACGUCCUUCUAGUGUCAGUGUGCAACGCGCUCACCGCCAUCUAUGCCUCCGUCGUCAUCUUCAGCAUUCUGGGCUUCAAGGCUUUCACCAUGACCGAGAAUUGCAUCACCAAGCAAAUCAAGAUCCUGGCCAUGCAUCACGUGAACGGCUUCUUCUUGAACUCGACUCACGACUACUACCGUGAGGAGUUCCCGAGACUGGAACCUUCAAUCACCGCUGCUCUCAACCUCACUGAGUGCACCAUUGGACGGCAGCUUGAGGAAGCAGCAGAAGGCACUGGUCUAGCCUUCAUAGUGUUCACACAAGCGAUCCUCAAACUGACUCCUGCGCCGUUCUGGUCGGUGACCUUCUUCCUCAUGCUGCUGUCCCUGGGGCUCGGUAGCCAGAUCGGUAUCAUGGAGGGUAUGCUGUGCACCAUCUUCGACAUCGACUUCUUCAAGCGGCUCAGCAAACCUACCAUCACUGGUGUGGUGUGCACUUUCUGCUUCUUCGUGGGUUUGAUCUUCACGACCGGCGCCGGCGAGUAUUGGCUCAAGAUGUUCGACUCGUUUGCCGGCACCAUCGGGCUGGUGGUCGUCGCGUUAUUGGAGAUGAUCUCUGUCAUCUAUAUCUAUGGCCACGAGAAGUUCACCAACGACAUAUACGAGAUGACAGGCUAUCGACCCGGCAUCUAUUGGCAGGUGACCUGGCGCUACGUGGGCCCCUUCAUCGUGACCGGUAUCCUUAUAUCAUCUGUGGUCUCCAUGCUUAUUUCCCCGCCAGAAUAUAGCGCUUGGAACGCCGAGGAGGGCCACACGGUGAAGAAAGCUUACCCAGACUGGGUCCUCAUAAUCGCUCUCUUCAUGAUCCUGGCUGGAGUGCUUCCGAUCCCAGUGGUGCUGCUCCUCAGGAGGUUCCAGUGCCUCGCCUUCGACGUGGACAUCCACCAGGGCUCCAUCAGGAGGAUCGAAACCACAGUUUCCACUAAGGAAAUGAUGAGCGAUCAGGACGUGAUUUCCCCGGAGAGUGCGCCGCCUGCGCCCGCGCAGCUUGUCGCUGAUGCCGCCGGUACCAAGUUCACCAUCGGCGAUUUUGACGGAAUGGACAGCAGCGACGAUAGACCCAGCAAACGCCUGCCGAAGAGCAUCAUUCGCAGCCGCCCGAAGAAAUAAAUUCAUCAUCAGACUCUGAAGACGGGGAGGUGCGCACGUCCGGUCGCUACGAAGCCUCGAGCAGUAGUGACGAUACUGACGAUAAUGAGCUCCUAAACGCGCGCGGCCGGCUCGCCAUGAUGAUUAGUCACAAACCAACCAAUUUCAAAAUGGAGGUUGCCGAUUGACCCGAAUGGAGCAAUGAUAAAUACAGACUGUCAAGAAAGUGACGAGAUUAAAUGAGGACGCUGUCUCAUGUUGGCUGGCAACACUGGGGGUUUCAACCAAUUUUGUUGUUUAAUAAAAUCAGUUUUCUUCACUUUCUUGACAGACUGUACGUCAGCUGCGUUACGCGUAUUCAUCAGCGCGAUAGAAUAGUGUGGCGCGCCCAUCUCUUUUGCGCACUUAAUUGUGUGAUUGCGUCACACGUGACGGCAUGGACAUAUUAAUGAUUCGUUACAGCUUGUCAAGUAUGUGUUGGCUGUCAGAAGGGAAGCCAAUUAAUUUGUUAGCUAUUAUAACUUGUAUUUUAAAACACAAGACUUAUAUUUGUCAGACUAUAAUUUGUGCCAUUUUCUUCAGAAAGAAGGCAAGAAAUACGAUGUAUGUUUUAAAAAAAAUAAAACAUAUAGUUAUCGCUUAUUGUAAUAAAUAUAUAAUACUACUAGGAAAAAAGUAAUUACACAAUGGCAACUUGAAUACAGCAAAAAAAA
Plodia interpunctella (Indianmeal moth) is the source of this 3450-nucleotide messenger RNA. RefSeq lists its product as uncharacterized. The transcript is spliced from 14 exons. Gene Ontology annotation, biological process: sodium ion transmembrane transport. The record is from RefSeq and is a predicted model, not a curated record. The coding region runs from base 641 to 2758 and encodes 705 amino acids. Gene Ontology annotation, cellular component: plasma membrane. NCBI's taxonomy places the organism in Eukaryota, Metazoa, Arthropoda, Insecta, Lepidoptera, Pyralidae.